CGCCUGCUGGCCCCGGGGUGUCGCUUCCCCCCCCCCCCCCCUUCUGCUGCUGGUUUAUUUCUUAAUUGGAUGUAGCCCGGGCCCUGCCCCAACUUCGGGGGAGGCGGAGGCGAACCCGGGGCUGGCGCGAUCGGUCCUCCCCAGAAGCAGCCAGGCGAGCCCGGGGAGGCUGCACCCUCUGUGCCUGGGCUGCUCCCGUGUGAGCUGGGGAGGAUGCUGGGGGCUGCGUCGGGGGCAACAGCAGGGCUCUGUGACUCUCCAGCGGGGGGGUGGGGCUAAGGGGGGAGGAGGCUGUGGGGGCGCGGAGAGCAACUCCGGGAGUUGGGCUGGAGGGGAGAGGAGCGAAGCCCGGGGCUGUGGGAGUGGGUGGGCGGCAGCCCCCUCCCCCCCAGCUCUAGCAGCGGCGGGGGGAGGGGCACGGGAGCGUGUCCUGCGGGGGGGGGUGUUCAGGGCACAUCUCCCCCCCCCCCCCGGACUGAAAGGCUCUGGGGCGCGGAGCAGGUGGAGUCAGACACCCGCUGGCCGACUCCUGCAGCCUGCCGCGCUUCUCCAGCGGGCACCCCGGCCGUCCCUGCCGCAGCCGGGCCGGAGCCCUCCUCAGCGGAGCCUGCUGCUUCCCGGAGCCAGCUGGGGCUGCGGCUGGAAACUCCCCGGAAGGGCCCGAAGGCGGUAGGUGGGCUGAAAGGGUGGGGUGGGGCUGCAUAAAGGAGCGGAGGCUGCAGGAACUAGGACUACCCGCCCCCGGCUAGAGCUAGAGCAAAGGGAGCGUCUUCAAGGCGUGUCUUGUUUCAUUUUUUGCAAGCUGGUGGCACGCACGGGUUGCAGAGUGUCAAGCUGAUCAGCAUUCAAGUGGCGAUGAGUGAGCAAAGUGAAGUGAGAGAGGCGCGUGCAACGGGCAGUGGAAGCUGAGGAUGGUGCAUGGGGGGAGAGAGAGAGAGAGAGAGAGAGAUGGGAAGAAGCUGUUUGUGUUGCCUUGGGAUUUUUCCACUUUGAAACCUUUCCAGGACCAGUUGCUACGAAGCAUGAAGCAGGCGGUGAUGGUUAUGAUGAUUAGGAAAGGCUGUUUCUAAAUGACUGGGCUGCAGCUCCCUCAGAAUACAAGCAACAAAUGGCAGCGGGCUGUGGCUGGGUUGCAGCUGCUGUAACUCCCAGGUGUAUUUUUAAGAAGAACACUGACCAUGAGGAGGUCCACCUGUUAGUCCAUUUUUGCUAAUUCUGCUGAAGAAAAUGAAGCUACGCUUUGGCUGUACAGAAUCCUUUACACCACUGUUGGGUAAAUGAGAAAUGGUUGUGUGAUUAUGCUGACAUUCCAGCAUGCAUUUGGUAGACCUGUGGUUAACUCGUUCCCUCUCCAUGUGUCUACUCUUACAAAGUUUUGUCCUCAUGAUACUGUGCUUUCAUUCUGCCAGUAUGUGCCCAAAAGGCUGCCUUUGUUCUCAUUCUGGAGGUUUAAAUGUCAGUUGUAGCAAUGCAAAUCUCAAGGAAAUACCCAGAGAUCUUCCUCCUGAAACAGUCUUACUUUAUUUGGACUCCAAUCAGAUAACGUCAAUCCCAAAUGAAAUUUUUAAGGACUUGCAUCAACUGAGAGUUCUCAAUUUAUCCAAAAAUGGUAUUGAAUUUAUAGAUGAACAUGCCUUUAAAGGAGUGGCAGAAACCUUGCAGACUUUGGACUUGUCUGACAACCGGAUUCAAAGUGUGCACAAAAAUGCUUUCAAUAACUUAAAGGCCAGAGCCAGAAUUGCAAACAAUCCUUGGCACUGUGACUGUACUCUGCAGCAGGUCCUGAGGAGCAUGGCAUCCAACCAUGAAACAGCCAACAACGUCAUCUGUAAGACUUCUGUGUUAGAUGAACAUGCUGGGAGACCGUUCCUCAAUGCUGCCAAUGAUGCAGAUCUUUGUAACCUUCCUAAAAAGACUACUGAUUAUGCCAUGCUAGUCACCAUGUUUGGCUGGUUCACCAUGGUGAUAUCCUAUGUUGUUUAUUAUGUGAGGCAAAAUCAAGAGGAUGCAAGAAGACACCUUGAGUACUUGAAAUCCCUGCCAAGCAGGCAAAAGAAACCAGAAGAAGCUGAUGACAUUAGCACUGUGGUAUAGUAUCCUGAAUAUAACUGACUUUGAGAUGGCAGUUAGAUUUGGAUGGCACUAAAACCAGAGGUUUACUUCUAACAUUCAUUGUAAACAUUUAAGACUUUUUUUUUUUUCAGUUUAACUGAAUUAUGCCACUGUUGAUCUUUCUAACAAAGGUUUUUGUUUGGGUGGUAUAGCUUAAUUGCUUCUCUGGUGGUAUUCUAAAGCAAGUAAACUAAUAUGUAAACAUUAGUUAGACCCAUUUAAUAACAAAGUUUAUUUUUUUAAUUUAAAACUGAAUAAAAGCUUAACUUUGAACCAUG
Dermochelys coriacea (leatherback sea turtle) is the source of this 2390-nucleotide messenger RNA. RefSeq names its product leucine rich repeat containing 3B (gene LRRC3B). Bases 1315 to 2094 code for a protein of 259 amino acids. NCBI's taxonomy places the organism in Eukaryota, Metazoa, Chordata, Testudines, Dermochelyidae. The transcript is spliced from 2 exons. Gene Ontology annotation, molecular function: protein binding. The record is from RefSeq and is a predicted model, not a curated record.